Molecule: messenger RNA, 1261 nt
Organism: Rhodotorula graminis WP1
Lineage: Eukaryota; Fungi; Basidiomycota; Microbotryomycetes; Sporidiobolales; Sporidiobolaceae
Exons: 8
Coding region: 106-1200 (364 amino acids)
Biological process (GO): magnesium ion homeostasis
Cellular component (GO): intracellular membrane-bounded organelle
Source: RefSeq, a predicted model, not a curated record
CCUAGACCUCGCCGACAUCGAUUGCCAGAGCGCCGACUAGCGCCGCGAGAGGGCCAAGAGCCUCUUCGCGAACGAGUACUGACCUUGCGCCCCGCGCCGCCACAGAUGUACCUCGAGGCGCCGAUCUGCUGGCCCACCGCCAAGUUGCUCGACCUGCUGCUCGGCAUGCACACGUCGCACCUGUACCGGCGCGAGGAGCUGCGCACGCUCGUCGAGCUGCACGAGGGCGAGCUCGGCAAGGCGGACGUGGCGCUCGUCGGGGCGCUCCUCGAAGAGCCGAGGGCGGUCAGCGGCGCGAUGCGCAGGACGGACGAGGUCUACUGCGCGAGCGAGGACCUGAGGCUGUGCGACGUCGACCUCAAGCAGCUUCUCGUGCGGCGGCAACACUUCUUGCCUGUCCGCAGAGCCCCGAGCGCGAUCUACCCGGUACCUGCGGGCGUCGAGCAGCCGUUCGUUGGCUUUGUCCGUGUUGAAGAGCUCUGCGCAGCACUUUCUCGGCCCAACGAGCUCGUGCGCUCUCUUGCGCCACACCCGCUCGUCCAGGUCCUGCCGACGACGUCUCUCGCCGACUGCAUCUCUUUCCUCAAGCGCGAGGAUCCCCCGGCCGUGCUCCUCGUCUCGCACUCGGCUCUGCAUGGCUCGGGCGCGCAGGGCUUCGCGGCGCUCGACGACCUGGCUCGAGCGGCCUUGCUCUCCGACGAGCGCAAGACCCGCCACCGAUCCGUCUCGCUCGGCGCAACGGCGCGCCUGUCGCUCUCUCGACCGCCGCGGGCGUCGGUCUCUCUCGGGCUCGGGCGCUUCGUACAGGGUCUCGUCGACCGGUCGUUCGUGCACCGUGCGUCGUCGUCGCAACUCUCGUUCCGCCUCUCGUCCGACGACGACUCGCCCUCGAACGCCCGAGGCUACCGCCCGCUCCCUGCCACCUCGCCCCACUCGCACCACCGCACCUCGUCGCUCGCCUCCUCCUCGCCUGCACCUGGGCCCGCGCUGGCGCCGGGGCCGACCAGAGCGCGACAGCCCGGGCUCGGCGGCGGCUUCAGGUUCCCGCCGACGCGGGCUCCUCGGUCGGCGGCGGGGGCGCCACCGCUCGCCGAGUCGGACAUGUUUGAGCUGGGGCAGGCGUCGGAGGAAGAGGGCGAGGAGGAGGGCGGGAAGGGACGAGGGAGGGAUUGGGCGACGAGGGAGGCACUCUUGCGCUAGAGGGCGGCCCGGUCUCGUAGAGCAGCUGCAGUCUAUGUGUUGCGCGAUGCUUCGCAGCAGC